AUGGUAAUGGAUAAAUAUUUUCCCCUCUCAUUCAGAGAAAAGAAGGAGACUGAGUUCUUUGAGUUGAAACAAGGGAACAUAAUGAGCGGUAAUGCCCUAUCCACACCACACCUAGUUGAUACAGAAGAUAAGAUGAUAGCCAGGUUCACGAAAGGAUUGAGAACUGACAUCAAAGGAAUUAUGGCUGCACAUGUGAUCGAGGAUUUCAGUGAUCUGGUUAAGCGAGCCGAAGAGGUGGCGACGACUCUUGGAUCAAACAUCCCUGCACCAAAGCCAACCAAUCAACCUAUAAAAAGGAAGUGGGAUAACCACAAUCAAGGCGGAGGGAAUUUCCAAGAUAAGAGGCCGAAGUUUGGUGGAAAUACUAGUGCGGGAACAAUAGGGACAAAACCACAAUGCCAGAAAUGUGGAAAAUUUCACUAUGGAGAGUGCAUGUGGGGUAAAGGAGUUUGUUUCUUCUGCCAUGAAUCAGGACACACUGUGCAAAACUACCCUAAGACAAAGAAAAAUGUGCUAGAUGGAAAGAAGAAUGUUGGGCCAGAAAAGAAAGGAAAUGCCCUAUUCUUCGCUUUAGCAGAUCAAGAAGCAGCGGAAGAUGACGACAUAAUGACUGGUACGUUACUUAUAUUUGGAAUACCAGCGGUUGUUCUAUUUGAUUCUGGAGCUUUGCACUAG
Salvia miltiorrhiza (redroot sage) is the source of this 675-nucleotide messenger RNA. RefSeq lists its product as uncharacterized. Bases 1 to 675 code for a protein of 224 amino acids. Lineage: Eukaryota; Viridiplantae; Streptophyta; Magnoliopsida; Lamiales; Lamiaceae. The record is from RefSeq and is a predicted model, not a curated record. The transcript has a single exon.